GUACAUAUGGCCCGAUUGCAAGUACUAACAAUUUUAGUUCUCUUGGUAGCACUGAGCUACCAAAGAGUAGACAAUACAAAUAGUGACAGAGUCCGAUUUACUCCAGCAGACCUGGAAGGAUUCUUUGUAAAUUUUGCAAAGGCUGCCAAAAUCAGCCUUGUCUCUAAAUCAACCAUGCCUUGCACAAAGAGCGUCAAGCAAUUUAUUCUUGACGGAGCAGAUGCAAUUGAUGAGUUAUUAAAUGACCAAACUUGGACCGGCACAAUCAGUGUUGCAGAAGUCCUUGGUGGAACUUCUUUUAUUGCCCGGAACUGCACCUACUCAGUAGACGAAUUAUCUGGUCAAUUAUAUAAUUACUUGCAAGCGUUUCCAACUUUCGAAUCUUGGACUAGUAUGGUUAGAGAGAAUGUUGCCAGAAAUAUGGUUAAGCUUUCUUUACUUUCAAUGCAAAUCGUAGAUGAAAUUAAGAUGACAAACCCAGACUUCCCUCUUCUCGGAUCAAUGGUAGGAGAACUAGUAUAUUACACUCUUGAAAGAGAAACCGCUGAACAUGUACUAAGAUACUUAAGACAAGACCCCUUAGCUCCCUCCCCUCUCAACAAAUACUUAUGGGCUACAAUGGAGUCAGCUUUUGAAUUUUUAAAGAACUCAAAGGUCUUAACAGAAGAGAAGUUAAUAAACUGCCAUAAUAAUGUUGCAAACAUGCUAGUUUUCCAAAGCGAUGCAUUCCAUAACUUCGCAGCAUCAGUCCCAGAUGAAGGCAUAUACCUUGCCCUUGACAGCUUUGUAUUUUUGAAAUCUGUACUCUUGGAGUGUUAUGAUGCUGGCCACCAGAUUGGAACAAAUUUUGACAAAGUAUAUAAGAAAAUCGGUGAAAAUCCAGACCUUGUCAGAACUAACUUCGAAAGUGAAUUGUUCUACACUCUCUCUGAUUCUAUCGCCACUUAUUCCCAGAUCUACUACAGAGAUAUUGUAGGAAUGAACAGAAUUUUAGGUGACCUUGUCUACAGAACCCUUGUCAAAGAGCAAGAGGUGGAAAAUUAACCAGAUGGCAACAUCGUAAAAUAAAAUAAUAUUUCCUCAACAGUA
Moneuplotes crassus is the source of this 1089-nucleotide messenger RNA. Lineage: Eukaryota; Ciliophora; Spirotrichea; Euplotida; Euplotidae. The record is from the annotation of a GenBank genome assembly.